CUAUAUUUAUAUCAUGCCUGUAGUAAUUCGAAUUUCCGUAAUUCUGGAAGAAGUAUGUUGAAUAUCAGGAAAGUUGCAGUUGGAUUAUCGGGUGGUGUUGAUAGUGCAGUUACAGCUUUCUUAUUGAAACAAAAAGGUUAUGAUGUUAAAGGUGUUUUUAUGCAGAAUUGGGAUUUAAGAGAUGAAUUCGGAAAAUGCUCCUCAGAAGAGGAUUACAAGGAUGCCCAAGUAGUUGCAAAAAACUUAAAAAUACCAUUAAAACAUGUAAAAUUUGUUAAGGAAUAUUGGAAUGAGGUGUUUCUGAAUUUGUUGAAGGAUUAUGAAACUGGUUACACUCCAAAUCCAGACAUUCUUUGCAAUAGACAUGUCAAGUUCAAUUACUUUUAUAAAUAUGCUAGGGAUGUUCUUAAAGUAGAUGCAAUAGCAACUGGACAUUAUGCAAGAACAAACUUUGGAAGUUACUUAGAGAAUUUCAAUGAAAAUGAAAAUGUAAAAUUACUUAGAGCCAAAGAUGAUUUUAAGGAUCAAACCUUUUUCUUGUGUCAAAUUGGACAAGAAGCCCUUAGAAGGACAAUGUUUCCUUUGGGUACACUUCUCAAAUCAGAGGUGAAAGAAAUUGCUGCCAAAAAUGGUUUGGAGAAGUUUGCUGCUAAGAAGGAAAGCAUGGGUAUUUGUUUUAUUGGUGAAAGAAACUUUCAAGGUUUCAUAUCAGAAUAUAUUAGCGACAAAGUUGGAAAUUUCGUUGACAUUGAGUCUGGGAAAAUUGUUGGGCAACACACUGGAAUCCACAAGUGGACGAUAGGUCAAAGAAGUAAGUUAGGUGGUUUCGCCAAUCCUUAUUACGUAGCCAAAAAGGAAGUGGAUACUAACACAAUUUACGUGGCUUCAGGCUCGAAGAACUCCGCUUUCCACAGCUCGCUUUUCUUCACCUCGAAACCUCAUUGGAUCAACAAGCAACCAAAGGAAUUAUUAGAUGGAAACAUUUUCGAAUGCCAAUUUAAGUUUCAGCACACGCACGAUUUGAUCAACUGCGAAUUGUGCGAGACAUCAAAGGGUCUAGUCGUUUGGUUGUCGUCUCAGAAGAGAGCUUUAACUGCAGGUCAAUAUGCUGUAUUUUAUAAGAACGACGAGUGUUUGGGUGGCGCCAGGAUGAUGCACAUCGGACCAUCGAAUUUCAGCUUAUACUGGCUGCAAAACAACAACAAAUGCAAAGUAACAAGACGUUUGUACAAGUACGAAGACAACAAAAAACGGGCCAUAAAAUUAACACAAUAAAAUUUAUUUCCUAGAUUU
Messenger RNA from Nicrophorus vespilloides, 1293 nucleotides. Its product is annotated as mitochondrial tRNA-specific 2-thiouridylase 1. The coding region runs from base 55 to 1275 and encodes 406 amino acids. Gene Ontology annotation, cellular component: mitochondrion. Lineage: Eukaryota; Metazoa; Arthropoda; Insecta; Coleoptera; Silphidae. Gene Ontology annotation, biological process: tRNA wobble position uridine thiolation. Gene Ontology annotation, molecular function: sulfurtransferase activity. The transcript is spliced from 6 exons. The record is from RefSeq and is a predicted model, not a curated record.